Messenger RNA from Pseudopipra pipra, 1489 nucleotides. RefSeq names its product T-cell activation Rho GTPase-activating protein-like. Gene Ontology annotation, biological process: signal transduction. The coding region runs from base 188 to 607 and encodes 139 amino acids. Gene Ontology annotation, molecular function: GTPase activator activity. The transcript is spliced from 5 exons. Lineage: Eukaryota; Metazoa; Chordata; Aves; Passeriformes; Pipridae. The record is from RefSeq and is a predicted model, not a curated record.
UGAAAAGCGAAAAGUGACUCUCGAACAAAAAAGCCUUCACGGCUUCUUCACAGCCAAGCGCUCUCCUGCCAGGAUCAUUACCGAGGCGACGUGGGUGGCUGAUAAACUGCCUAAACCAAACCUCGUCUUGCUCAAGCACUUGCUCUCUCUGCUCCGCCACAUCAGCCAAAAUGCUGAGACCAACAGGAUGGACUCCAGCAACCUGGCCAUCUGUGUUGGCCCAAAUAUGCUGAGCCCAGAGACGGACAGCACGCUCCCACUGGAAGUACAGGAGGAGAUGAAUGACAAGGUGACAGUGUUGGUGGAGUUCCUCAUAAACAACUGCUCAGAAAUAUUUGAGGAGGACAUUGCUUUCCCUGUCUGUGCCUCAGCUGAGGAGUCACCAGAGCACACAGACAGCUCCACAGGAAUCGUGAUCCCUGGAGUUCUUGGAUGUAGCUCCCAGGAGGAUGCAGAAAUCAAGCCACGUGAGCUGGGUGUCGGAAAUCCCCAGUUUUCUACAGCCAGUAGAAAAGAUGCUCCCGGCAUCUUCUGGGAGCAAUACAGGUUGGAAAAGCAACAACAUAUUGGUGUGGCCCUGAAGUACUCAUUUGUGAUGUACCUUUGAAUCCAUCUGGGGACUGGAUACGUAGCAUUGCAUUUCUUGUCAAGGGAGUAAUAAGCAGGUUACCAGAAGAACAAGAAAAUAACCUAAAUCCACAUUUAAAUCCUGCAAUGUACUUGUCAGUGUGAGUUUUACAGUUUGGUUUUUUAAGGAUAUUCAUUACAAAGUAAACCUUUUAACUACACAAAAUUUCUGCAAUCAUUUUUCCUGUGCACUAACAAUUUAAACAAAAAUGUUAUAAAUGAAGUUAAAAAACUCAAUCUCAGAAAUUUACAGCCAUGGUAAAAAUCAGUGCCUAGAGACUUUAGAGCCAGGAGAAAUAAUUUUGAUUAUCUUUCUUGUCUAACAUGAAACUCAGGUUGUCAGUCAGGAAUUCCAGUAACAUUUGUUUAGGGCUUUGUUUGAGUUAGAUUGUCCUGCUGAAAUUUAACACCUGCAAAAGCAAACAAAUCUUUUUCUUACUUCUUAUUUAAGCCAUUAUUUACUCACCAUUGAUGUGUUGUGGCAUUUGAAACACAAUACUUAAUUGCUGCUUGAAGCACUGAAAAAGAGACCCUUUCAAAUACAACACGUUGGAAACCAUGGGGAAAAUGGUGGCCAUAAUCUUGCUUGAAACCACACAGUAUAUUGCAUGCUGCAUUUUAAGGCAAUUUCUGUAAAGAGGCGUUCAUUUUUUGGUUUUACAUUCUUUUUUUUUUUAACUAAGGGUGCAGACUGAACUCUGAGACAAGAGAGAACAUUGUGCAAGACUCAGUGCUGUUAUCUAAAGAAUAUUGUUUCUUAUCUCUCUGGAUUUGUACAGCACAGCAUGGCUAAACUACAGUGAUGAGUGAGCAGUUAUUUCAGGCGACAGGGGUGGAGGAUACUGAGAGGAAUGUAGGGAAG